AUGGAAAUCUUGAAAAUCCAUUCUGCUGGAAUGGCUAAACAUGGUGAAAUUGACUAUGAAGCAAUUGUAAAACUUUCCGAGGGUUUCAAUGGGGCUGAUCUUCGGAAUGUCUGCACUGAAGCUGGGAUGUUUGCAAUCUGUGCUGAACGUGAUUACGUCAUUCACGAAGACUUUAUGAAAGCUGUACGAAAGCUAAAUGAAGCAAAAAAGCUAGAAUCCAGUGCGCAUUAA
Messenger RNA from Papaver somniferum (opium poppy), 231 nucleotides. Its product is annotated as 26S proteasome regulatory subunit 10B homolog A-like. The coding region runs from base 1 to 231 and encodes 76 amino acids. Gene Ontology annotation, molecular function: proteasome-activating activity. The transcript is spliced from 3 exons. Gene Ontology annotation, cellular component: proteasome regulatory particle, base subcomplex; cytosolic proteasome complex. The record is from RefSeq and is a predicted model, not a curated record. NCBI's taxonomy places the organism in Eukaryota, Viridiplantae, Streptophyta, Magnoliopsida, Ranunculales, Papaveraceae. Gene Ontology annotation, biological process: positive regulation of RNA polymerase II transcription preinitiation complex assembly.